AUGAGUGACAACACGUCAGGACCUCUAGAACGCCCUGCCAGGCCAAGUCUCGAGAAAGUUGAUAUCGAGAACUCUGAGGAUGAGAGGAAGAAAAGGAUCAGGUCUCUUAGGAAGGUGGCAAUUAGUGCCUCCUCGAAGUUCAGGCAUUCUUUGACUAAAAAGGGCCGCAGAAACAGUAGAGUUAUGUCUGUUGAGAUUGUGGAUGAGCAUGCUGAUGAGGAAUUGAAGGCUGUGGAUGCCUUACGUCAAGCACUUAUCCUGGAAGAACUACUACCUGCAAAAUAUGAUGACUAUCACAUGAUGCUAAGGUUCUUGAAGGCCAGGAAAUUUGAUAUUGAGAAAACAAAGCAAAUGUGGGCUGAUAUGAUUCACUGGAGGAAGGAAUUCAAUGCUGAUACAAUUAUGGAGGAUUUUGAUUUUAAGGAGAGAGACGAGGUCCUUAAAUAUUAUCCACAAGGGCACCAUGGAGUUGACAAGGAUGGCAGACCUGUUUACAUUGAAAGACUUGGGCAGGUUGAUUCCACCAAGCUCAUGCAAGUCACAACAUUGGACCGUUAUCUUAAGUACCAUGUACUGGAGUUUGAGAGGACCUUUAUUGAUAAGUUCCCGGCCUGCUCCAUUGCAGCAAAAAGACACAUUGACCAGAGCACAACCAUUUUGGAUGUACAAGGAGUGGGACUGAAACAAUUCAACAAAGCUGCUAGGGAACUCAUUCAGCGACUUCAGAAGAUUGAUGGUGAUAAUUAUCCCGAGACCCUCUGCCGCAUGUACAUCAUCAAUGCGGGAUCUGGAUUUAGGCUCUUGUGGAAUACCGUCAAGUCAUUCCUUGACCCAAAGACCACUGCCAAGAUCCAUGUUUUGGGCAACAAAUACCAGAGCAAGCUGCUUGAGAUCAUUGAUGCUAGUGAGCUACCCGAGUUCUUGGGAGGUACAUGCACCUGUGCAGAUAAAGGUGGUUGCAUGCGUUCGGAUAAGGGCCCUUGGAAUGAUUCAGAAAUUAUGAAGAUGGUAUGUAAUGGUGAGCACAAAUGCUCGAGCAAAGUUCUUAUUUCAUCUGUGGACGAGAAAACAAUUUCUGAGGACGAGAAUGCCAAGAAUGUGAAGAAAAACAGCUCUUUCAACAAGGGAACAGAUUCUCCGAAGGUUUCUAGGGCACAUCUCUUUCCUGUUCAUGAGGAAGUAACCAAAAAGCUCAGUUCAUAUGAGUCUGAUGUGUAUGUCCGAGUGGUAGACAAGGCUGUUGACUCAAAUUGGCAGAAAGCAGCAAAAGCUGCAGCUUAUUUCCCCGUCCACGAUACUUGCAAGCCUUCCGAAGGACUUGGCAAUCAUCUCUUUACCGGAGUUGUGACCUUAGUCAUGGGAGUAGUUACUAUGGUGCGCAUGACACGUAACAUGCCAAAGAAACUCACAGAUGCCACCCUCUAUUCUUCUUCCAUGCACGGCGCUGAUGAUUUGGUCAAAGGUCAAUCUAAUGGCUACGGAUUGCAGGCUCCUGCCAUUUCGAGCGCUGAUUACUUUGCCAUGAUGAAACGCAUGAACGAGCUGGAAGAGAGGGUGACUGUUCUUAGCAAGAAACCAACUACUAUGCCACCCGAGAAAGAGGAAAUGCUGAAUGCCGCGUUGAAUCGUGUUGGUAUGCUGGAACAAGAGCUUUCAGCUACAAGAAAGGCUCUCGAGGAUGCUCUUGUGCGACAAGGGGAGCUCCUAGCCUACGUUGAGAAGAAGACUAAGAAGAAGAAGAAGUUCUUUGCUUUCUAA
Molecule: messenger RNA, 1758 nt
Organism: Fraxinus pennsylvanica
Lineage: Eukaryota; Viridiplantae; Streptophyta; Magnoliopsida; Lamiales; Oleaceae
Source: the annotation of a GenBank genome assembly